CCCAGCACCGACGGUACCGGGGGGGGGUCAAUCAUUAACGGCUCCCGCAGCGCCCAUGGGCGGCCGUGGGCUCCUGCUGCUGCCGCUGCUGCUGGCGCUGGGCAGCGCCGAGCCCGGGGGGUUCCUGCGCCGCCUGUUCGGGCACUACGGGGACGGGAACGGGACCCUCCCGGCCGAGGGCCUGGCCCGGCUGCUGCGGAGCCUGGGGCUGGACCGGCCGCGCGUGGUGCGUAUCCAGCACGAGGAGCUGGGUCACGGCCACGUCAGCCACCUGGACGUGCUGGAGGUGCAGGAGCAGCGGCACCGGCACCGGCACCCGCUAUGGGAGCACGGCGGGGGCACGGCGGCCCCCCCCCCGCCCCCACCGGGACUGACCUGCAGCCGGUGCCCACCGAGCCCCCCCCCGCCCGUGCCGGGGCUGAGCCUGCUCGGGAGGGUCCUGGGGCUGGAGCCCCCCAGCGCUGAGCACCCGAACCACGACUGCCUCAACGUGAGCCAGCUGCUGGUGAGUGUGGGGCUGGAGGCAGCUGCACAGCUCACCCCGGAGCAGUUCUCGCUGCUCUGCCCAGCUCUGCUCUACCAGAUCGACAGCAGGGUCUGCAUCCAGCACAGUGAUGAUGUGGAGCUGCCCCCCCCCGGGGGGGGACCCUGGGCAGCUCUGGGCUGGGGGCUCUUGGCCGUGGCCUUCAUCAGCCUCCCGUCGGCGGCGGCCGUGGCUCUGGUUCCGCUCCUGACCCGCGGCUUCUUCCGCUCGCUCCUCUCCUUCCUGGUGGCCCUGGCGGUGGGGACGCUCUGCGGGGACUCCCUCCUGCACCUCUGGCCUCACGCGCAGCACCCGGAGGCACCGGGGCCUGCGGUGCUGCAGGGGCUGACGGUGCUGGGCGGCAUUUACCUCCUCUUCCUGCUCGAGCUGCUCCUGGGGAGGCUGCGCCGGAGCCGCGAGGCCACGCAGGGACCGAGCCCGGACGCAGGCGCCGCGGUCCUGGCGCCGUUAAGAGGAGGGGCUGAGCCGCUCCCGACGGCACCGGAGGCGGAGCUGGAGCUGAGGCCCCGCGGGGCCCCCCCCCACGGACACUCCCACGGCCCCGCCCUGCCCCCCAGCCCCGCGGCCACGGACGUGGUGUGGAUGGUGGUGCUGGGGGACGGGGUCCACAACCUGACCGACGGCCUGGCCAUAGGUGCUGCCUUCUCACAGAGCAUCCCCAUUGGGCUCAGCACUGCCCUGGCCGUGCUGUGCCAUGAGCUGCCCCACGAGCUCGGUGACCUGGCCGUGCUGCUGCGGGCGGGCACAGCCCCACGCACCCUCCUGCUCCUCAACCUGCUCUCGGCUCUGCUCUCCUGCCUGGGGGCAGCCGUGGGGGCCGCUGUGGGGCAGAGUGCGGCUCAUCUCACCCCAUGGAUCCUCACCCUCACCGCAGGCAUCUUCCUCUACGUGGCUUUGGCCGAUAUGCUCCCCGAGGCUUUGCGCCGCUCCGAGGAGCCCGGGGAGGGUUCGUGGGGCCGGUUCCUGCUGCAGAACGCAGGGUUCCUGCUGGGCAGCAGCAUCAUGAUGGGCAUCGCCUUGGCCGAGGGGCACGUCCGAGCCUGGCUGCAGCCCUGAGCGGUACCGGUACCGGACACCGGCCCCGCAGCAUCCCCGGGGGCUGCAUCCCCAUCCGGUGACUCCAGCCCUGCGGGAACGGAGGGCUCCGGAGCGGCCCCGACGGCGUUUCCCGUCCUCCCUCCCCAUGGACGGGAGGGCA
Messenger RNA from Melopsittacus undulatus (budgerigar), 1742 nucleotides. It is a transcript of the gene SLC39A5, whose product is annotated as solute carrier family 39 member 5. Bases 56 to 1600 code for a protein of 514 amino acids. Lineage: Eukaryota; Metazoa; Chordata; Aves; Psittaciformes; Psittaculidae. Gene Ontology annotation, cellular component: plasma membrane. The record is from RefSeq and is a predicted model, not a curated record. Gene Ontology annotation, molecular function: monoatomic cation:bicarbonate symporter activity; zinc ion transmembrane transporter activity. Gene Ontology annotation, biological process: zinc ion import across plasma membrane; intracellular monoatomic cation homeostasis. The transcript has 10 exons.